AUGGCCUCGGUUGGAGAUGUCGAUCGGAUCAGUGCCCUCCCCGACGAUUUGCUUCACUUCAUCCUGAGCUUCGUGCGCGACGCCAAGGCCGUCACGCGCACGGCCGCGCUGUCCAGGCGAUGGCGGCGCGUGUGGAUCUAUGCGCAGCAACUGGCGCUAUUGGGCACCCAAGUGAGACCCGGCGCUGACCCAGGCCAGUUCGUGGAUUGGGUGUUAGCUCAGCGAGGUGAAGCUGAUAUAGAAGCUCUCAGCAUCAGCAUGUCCAGAUUUUCGCUUGUGUACACCUCGCAGGAGAAGGUUCCAGCUUCCGGCGGCUGCGUCGGCCAAGUACGAAGCGCUUACAGAGCUCAAGCUCUGCACACGGACGUUGGUUUCUGGCUAUUGGAGAAGUGCCCUAGCGUUGAACACGUAGGCGUGUGGCUUGAACAUCAGCCGUCUCCUAGCAGUGUCAUCGAGGGUGACAUUGUUGUUGAUUUGACGGUGGAAGGCGCGGCGCCAUUUGCCAGUGUUAGGAGCAUGGAUAUCACCAUGCCAAUGCCACGCCGGAUGCGUUUCUUCUGUGAUGAGCACUAUGCACGGACAGAUCACCAGGCGAUCUCCUUGGAAUCACUAGAAGACGUGAAACUAAUCGGUUUUGGAGGAGCGGACGAGGACAUGGACCUUGUGAGAUUAUUAUUUGCAAGCUCCAAGAACUCAAUCAAGAGCAUGACUUUAGAAGAAAUAACUAAGACUUCCGGUACGGUUUCUUUGAAACGGAUGAUGGCAGAAGAUGGCAAUGGCACGGAGACGAUUGAUCAGAAACUAAUGAAUAUCCAUACUGUUGAUCGCGGGCGUUGGCAUUUUGGGGAUACCAUAUACACUUGGACGUGCUAG
This is a messenger RNA of Miscanthus lutarioriparius, 873 nucleotides long. NCBI's taxonomy places the organism in Eukaryota, Viridiplantae, Streptophyta, Magnoliopsida, Poales, Poaceae. The record is from the annotation of a GenBank genome assembly.